Anisakis simplex (herring worm) is the source of this 1668-nucleotide messenger RNA. Lineage: Eukaryota; Metazoa; Nematoda; Chromadorea; Rhabditida; Anisakidae. The record is from the annotation of a GenBank genome assembly.
AUGUUUUCUUUCAGACACUAUGCGACGGCUAGUAUGAACGAUGAUCUAAAGAAAGCAUCAAUAAUGUUUUUAAGAAACGCUAUUGGCCGUAUACUCGCUGACCGUGAUAUCAAACGAAAGGAGAAUGCACAGUUGCGGAAAGCUUGUGAGCAAGCAAUUGAAGAGCUGAAUGCGACCACUGAGUACAACAACGCUACGGGUGAAAAUGUAUCUAAUAGUGUAUCAGGCAACGUUCUGCCAUCGCACAUUCAAUUCGUUCACGCAGAUCGCUAUUUCUUGCCAUUUGACCUCGCGUGUCGUUCGAAAAGUGCACGCAUCGUUGUAAUCGCUCUUGAUUGUCUUCAGAAAUUGAUAGCCUAUGGACAUCUGGUGGGUGAUGGCGUUGAUGUGAGUAAUCCAGAUCGUCUUCUGAUCGAUAGAAUCGUUGAGUCAAUAUGCACACCGUUUGUUGGACCAAACACGGACGAAGGAGUGCAGUUGCAAAUCCUGAAGGCAAUACUUGCGGUUGUAUUGGCUCCAACUUGUGAGGUUCAUGAGGCGACGCUACUGCUGGCCGUUCGAACAUGCUUCAAUAUUUAUUUGGCCAGUCGAAGUCCGAUUAAUCAGUCCACUGCAAAGGCAUCAUUAACUCAGGUUAUCAACGCAGUAUUUGGGAACAUGCAAAGAGCUGAUGAAGCUGUUGUUGAGGAAGGUGAACAGUCUGACGAAAAUGUGGUGCACAUGAUAGUGGAAUCGCUGAUUGAGCAAGUUGCCGCAGAAGUUGAUCGCUCGAGCACGCGUUCGACAUCGAUGCACGAAAGUCGACAGAGUUCAUUCGGCAGUCCAGCGAUGGCCACUGGCGAUAACGUGUCAGUAUCUGCGUUGUCGAAUGCCUCAUCUCAAGCACAUUCGGGCCCUACGCCUGCACAUCCAAGAUAUCUAAAUCCAGUCUCAUUGGCUGCCGACUCAACAGAUGCAACUCACGAGGAUGUGCCGGCGACACAGCUUCAUUUCCGCACGGUUCAAGAGAAAGAUGCAUUCCUUCUGUUCAGGGCACUAUGCCGUCUCUCAACAAAAUCCUUACCUGAUAGACCAGAUCCGAAUUGUCACGAACUUCGCUCGAAAGAGCUCUCACUGGAAAUGUUACUGUUGAUCGUGCAGAAUUCAUCGAGUCUUUUGCAUAAUUCACAACCGUUCAUAUUGGCCAUAAGGCACUAUUUGUGUGUAUCGCUGUCACGUAAUGGUGUGUCGCCGAUCGUGUCCAUCUUCGAGAAAUCAUUAGCCAUCUUUGUGCAGUUGGUCAACAAGUUCAAAAUACAUCUGAAAAUGCAAAUUGAGGUAUUCUUCAAAGAGAUUAUUUUCUCAAUAUUGGAGAGUAGUUCGAGUUCAUUCGAACACAGAUGGAUCGUUGUGAAUACGUUGGAGAAGAUCUGCGAGGAUCCGCAGAGUUUAGUGGAUAUUUACGUGAAUUACGAUUGCAAUCUGACGGCGACGAACAUUUUCGAACGCAUCAUAAAUGGUCUGUCGAAAAUCGCACAGGGUGGUGGCAUAAUGGAUUUCGGUAAUGCGGCAGCGAUAAUUCAAAAACAACGUGAACGGUCAAUGAGGGUGUUGGGUCUGAAGUGUCUGGUGGAAUGUCUGCAGUGUAUGGUGGAUUGGUUCGAUGAUGUGUAUGUGGCUGGUAGAAUU